CCAAUCUUGAUACCUGUAAUAUCAGCAUAUGUGUCAGCAUUGGUUUACCUUCUCUUUAGCUAUAUAGGAUAUAAAAGAUUCUUGAUCAAUGAGCUACCAGAUGAAAGCACAAAGAAACUGACAUACCACAACAUGAUUAAAGUAACACUACCCCUAGGACUACAAGAAUUGAUCGAAAGAUGUGAAACUAUAAUUCUCAGCUUUACAGUUGCACAACUAACUCCAUCUAUAUCUAUGCGAAGUAUGGCACUGGCGAACAUUCAUGUCCUCCACGCAGCAUUUUAUUCAUUGCGAAGGACAUUGGUCAGUAUCGCAACAAUGGUAUCUGCAUAUCUUGCAUCUGGGAGUAACUCAUCAUUACAUUUUGACCAUGAACUAGUUAUCUGCACCUCCAUUAUUGCAAUUGUUUCAUUUUUGAUUUCAAUUUCAAUAUGUUGGAUAACUCCCAUUACAAGGGUUAUAUUCUUAUAUUUAUUUCAUAUUUCUGAAGAAAAUUUCAUUGGAGUAUACUAUCCCUUUAAGUUGUUUACAUUCUGGCCGAUUGUUCAAACAUUUGCUUUGUUUUCCCUUGGAAUUUUACUGCAUAAGAAAGACACGAAGAUGUCAAUAGUGAGUUCUGCUUGUCAAGUCAUUAUAAUGGGUUGCCUACCAUUUGCU
Owenia fusiformis is the source of this 657-nucleotide messenger RNA. The record is from the annotation of a GenBank genome assembly. NCBI's taxonomy places the organism in Eukaryota, Metazoa, Annelida, Polychaeta, Sabellida, Oweniidae.